Messenger RNA from Penicillium soppii, 468 nucleotides. RefSeq lists its product as uncharacterized. The coding region runs from base 1 to 468 and encodes 155 amino acids. Lineage: Eukaryota; Fungi; Ascomycota; Eurotiomycetes; Eurotiales; Aspergillaceae. The transcript has 3 exons. The record is from RefSeq and is a predicted model, not a curated record.
AUGAAGUUUACUGUCCCAGUCCUUGCUUCCCUGGUGGCUACCAGCACCGCCUUGUUCGAUAAGAACCAGCCGUGGGGCAAACGCGACUACUCCUGCGUGAACGUCUACCAAGGUAUUCCCGAUAACUCAACCGUGACCGCCGGACAAACCAUCAAAUUCCGCUUCGACCGCAAGCCCACAGGUCGCUGCCCAGACCCGUUGACCCAGUACCCCGGUGACGACUACAGCGUCUGGCUGUAUAACAACCCCGUGCGCAAGCUGGAUACCAUUUCCUUCGACCAAUCCAUUAAGAUCACAAGCGGUAUCAAGGAGAAGGCUGGUGUUGUGGACGUUACUAUUCCCAAGAACUUGCCAGAUGUCAAGGAUGGUUCGCUUUGGUAUUUGAGAGUCGGUACUUCUCUGUCGACAGCACCUCAGAUGCCCACUCUGUUCAACGCUGCUGGACCGUUUACAGUCAUCAAGGCAUAG